AUGGCUUGGGCAACAGUAACGCUCCCAAUCGUCGCCCUCUGUCUCUGCAUCAGGACCGCCCACGCCAGAAACCACUUCUCCUCAGGCUCCAUCUAUGGCUCAAUCUUGACAAACCUCUUCACAAACCUUGAUCUCAUCAGCUGCCCCCUUGACGGAACGAGUCUACCACAAUCCACACUCCCAGAACCCUCCGAAGGUCUGUCUCUGCAAUACCUGACUCUGGGCCGGGGUACGCAAAACUACACCUGCGCAACAAAUACAAACACCUCAACCCCUGAAGCCACAGGUGCAACCGCCACGCUAUUUGACGUCUCCUGCCUUGCAGCUCUCGAUGUCGACACUGACUCCGACGGUCCCGAGUCUCAGGGCCAGUCCCUCCUCGACCUCCUGCCGGACGUGCUACGAUCCGUCCCACUGGGCAGCGCAGACUUCCUCACCAGCCUCAUCACCCACUUCACUGGCCAGAAUCUCGUCAUCGGCACACAUUAUUUCACCAAGGACGGAGUGCCCUUCUUCGACUUCCGUGGUUCGUCCUCGGACAACUCGAGGUCGACCACUGAUUCCUGGAUCGCUGCAGCAAAGGAUGAUGAGAUGGAUGCCCCGGCGAAGCCUGGGUACGGCCUUACCGGAGAUGUGGCGUGGUUGAAGCUGAUGCGGGUUGAGGGUGGAAUUAGUGAGGUGUACCGACUACAUACGUCUGGAGGUGCAGCGCCUGCUACGUGCCAGGGUAUGCCCGAGGUGUUUACGGUGGAUUAUACUUCGCAGUACUGGUUCUACGGAUAA
This is a messenger RNA of Aspergillus calidoustus, 783 nucleotides long. The record is from the annotation of a GenBank genome assembly. NCBI's taxonomy places the organism in Eukaryota, Fungi, Ascomycota, Eurotiomycetes, Eurotiales, Aspergillaceae.